Messenger RNA from Ctenocephalides felis (cat flea), 812 nucleotides. Its product is annotated as protein ABHD18-like. The annotation marks the transcript as partial. The record is from RefSeq and is a predicted model, not a curated record. The transcript is spliced from 7 exons. Lineage: Eukaryota; Metazoa; Arthropoda; Insecta; Siphonaptera; Pulicidae.
UAUUGUGAUUUCAAUUUGUAGCUACUCUGCGUGAAAAUGUAUUUUUAAAACAUGAUUUUUAAAUAAAAGUCGGCAUGCCACCAAGUCGUUUAGAUUCUAUUUAUCGACGCUUGUUGAUAACUAAGUUUUUCACAAAAGGAUGGGGUAAACCAGAAAACUUACAAAGGUUGUUUGAAUUUAGAAAAAUUAUAUCAAAAAGAGAAAAUUGCUUUAAACUAGUAGAUAAAGAUUAUCCUGUGACUAUAACCAAGGAAGAAGUGUGGUCUGACUGCCGCGUUUUAGAGGGCCAUUUUGUGACACCACUUGAUAAGUUUUUACCAGACUUAGUUCCCGAAGCAGCAAAAUCUGCCCAUUUUCAAAUUUUACUACCUUUAAAAUGGAAAGAGAACAAUUUCAAGCCUAUGUGUUUACAUUUGGCUGGCACAGGAGAUCAUGUGAUAUUUUGGAGAAGAACGUAAUAUAUGGCCAAACCUCUUUUAAAAGAGUCAGGUAUCGGAUCUAUCAUUUUAGAAAAACCCAUUCUAUGGCUUAGGAAACCUAAAGACCAAGUGCGGUCUUGCCUUCACAAUGUGACCGAUAUAUUCGUAAUGGGAGGAUGUCUAGUUUUAGAGUCGCUAGUUCUAUUUCAUUGGUGUGAACGGAAUGGUUUUGGCCCGUUAGGUGUUACUGGCCUUUCUAUGGGUGGUCAUAUGGCGUCAUUGGCUGCCACAAAUUGGCCAAAACCAAUAGUCUUGGUUCCUUGUUUGUCAUGGUCGACAGCUUCUGCAGGUGUUCUAAGUCAAUCAAUUAAUUGGGAACUGUUAGAAACACAA